Messenger RNA from Porites lobata, 7455 nucleotides. NCBI's taxonomy places the organism in Eukaryota, Metazoa, Cnidaria, Anthozoa, Scleractinia, Poritidae. The record is from the annotation of a GenBank genome assembly.
AUGGAGUCUGGUUGUUUUCAGGCGAAAUGACUCUCCUUCAACGCUUGAAAAAUCUGCCAUCAUUUUGGGCAUUUCGGAGCUUUCUACCUGUCAAGGAAGGUAGUUUCCUUUCUAUUAUAAAAUCUACAUUUUCUUUUUUGGGUUAAAAAAUGUAGCUGCGGGUAUUACGAGGUGCAGACAGUUAUCUGCAAUGGCCUGGCAUGCCCAGGCCUCUGCCAAAAUAAAAUAACUUCCGUUUGCUUCUGCCUGAAUACAAUAUAGUUAGAAAAGUGCGAUUUUUUUGUAGUUAACUGUAAUCUUUCCAUUUGUAUGAUUUUAGUGAGUUCAUGUUAUAAUAACCUUAGAAAGAGGAUAAAUUACAACUAAAAUCCUUUCACAUUGUCCUGUUUUCAUGUGUUUUCAUCUUCGCCUCCUUAUGUACAGUAUGUGCCUAUUCUCGGACACUUUUUGCAUUUAUCACAAUGACUUACCUCAGAAGGGUGGGGGCAAGCUGAUACUUUCCUAGUAUAAAGUUCCCUUCCUUGCAUUAACAUACCCUAAAGACUGGCUGGUUGAACGCCUAACGUUUUUUCCCAGAUUAGGCAAUUGAUUUUGUCCUUGUGCACCAACAUGGGUGCGUGACGUUAGGUAAAAAGUGUCUGCAGUUUGCUGGUCAUUGCUAUUGAGCAGAUAAAGAAAUGAUCCCAUCUCUCAUCCUCCGGCGCCCAGUGGGCAGAGUGCAGUCACGCAAGCCAACAUACCCUGAAGUGACUACUAGGGAUUCAGGACUUGGUACAAGGGAUCUGAGUGUGAUGAUGGUGAACCGUGGUUUGGGAGGGGAUCUCCAUGAAUGUCUCAUUUGCUCUAGUGGUCAAAGGAUGAGGAGGAUGAUGAUGAAAAACCAGCAAUUCUUCAUUCUUUUCUAAAAUCAAGUGACAGUGUACUUGAUCUGUCAUCACUCUUAGCGAUUCAGUGCCAUUUAAGAUGGUCCCUAAUAGGGUUCUCUCAUCCUGUUAUCCCAAUCCAAAUUUUUGCUUAAUCCGGUAAUCUGGAUGAUUAUUUUUAGCAUGCCACAACCGAUGCUUACUUUUAAUCCCUUAUCUUGCCCCCAUCCUGCCCUUCAAAAGAGGCAAAGCCUGGAUUCCAAAGAACCUACUGGCAACCCUCUUUUAGAGCAAGUCAUUUCUACUGGCUGUUAUUUUUUAUUUCCAGCCUAUCCUGCCACCAGAUUUCAUGGCAAGCUUGUCACAAGAUGUUCAGAGCCUUGUUGUAGGAGAUUAAGCACAGUUGAUUUAAAUGGUUAGUACCAGUUUGGUGUUUUAUUAUUACCCCAACAGAGUUGCAAAUAACCCGCAGUCAGUGGGCAAUAGAAACCUUUAGAUUCUAAGACAAUGAUGACUACAAGUACGAGAUUUUCUCAGUGCUAAGAAGUUUGCAUGAGUGAACUGGCAUCAUUUUGGUGGGAAAAUGUGAUCACUGUUGUCAUUCUACUUCAAGUUUUAGUGAAAAUGUCAUAGUGACAGAAACAAGUUAUCAAAUGUUAGAAGUUUCAUCACUUUGUGAUUGGGUGAGGGAUUAACCUCCUUCAAUAAAAAUAACAGUGCUAACUUUUCUGGUGAACAAAAAUUACAAUUAAACUUUAAGGGUAUUUAGUUUUCAGGAUUACGGGAAAAAAACUUUAGCUUCAAUCUUGUCCUCGUCCUCGGAUCGAGAGGGCUUUGUUGUCUGACUAAAAUUUGUCUAUGUCCAACAAAAUCUUAACUACAAAUAUGGUUGGACAUAAUGUCCAGUCAAGGAUAAUACCAAAGGCAACCAAUUUGUAAGAUAUUAAAAACCUGCCCUGACGUCUCAAUGAUAUAGCAUGUUACAGUGAAUAUAUGGAGUAAUAAGUCUACCUGAGAAUGUUGCACCUACUAAGGGGCCCAACUUAUGUUAAAAAUGCUUAAUGCGUGCUUGAUUGUGUCUGAUCACAUUUUUGUUUUGUCCAGCCAAAAUGGUGACUUAGCCGGACAUAUUUCCUUUCAAGAAAGAAAAAAUUAUUUGUAGCUCUGCCCAAAACCUUCUAGCCUGGGCCACAGAUGGAACUUCUGGUUAUCCACUGCGAGCCAACGCAAAUCCUUGUUCUGGGCCUUCGGGUUGUGUACCAGGAUUUGAGUACAUGCCAUGGUUGGCCUGUUAACAAAGUCAUUGUCAAUUUGCUAAGCAGGUUGAUGCAUUUCGCAUUUUCGGCAAUUCGUGGAGUAUUUUGGGGGCCCAGAACAAAGAUAUGGGUACUGCUUUGCAGACGUUAUGUUUAAAACCAGGAUUAAAUUUUGUUUGUGAUACAGGCUACAAACAUUUCUUACACAAGGAUUCAAAAGAUGGAUUCAAAGACAUGGGAUUUUGUUGUAUUGGGGGCAGGAGAUUUUUAAGGGUUCUUAUUAUUUUCAGUUGUUGUGUAACCCUUAGCUGAAGUUUUUUGAACGCUGUUAGUCUAAGCAAAAAGUUAUUUUAAUUUACUCUUGCAUAUACUUAGUACAAUUAAGUCAUAUAGUGUGAAAAAUACAUAUAAAACAAUGAGAAACACCAAAAUAAUGAGGAUAAUGACCCAUCAGUGGUUCAUUCACAUUUCAUUAUCAGAGUAAACCAGACAGUGAACUUUAUUCACAGAUCUAUUUUGUCAAAUAUUUACUCUCCCUAUUCACAAGCUCUCUUGUAGUUAGGUUUGUAUUAGGUGGGUUUUGUCCUAAAAAAUCCAAACUGUUGUAAUCACUUUGUGAUUGUUAUUACUGGCCAUUUUUAACUUACAUCACUGCUCAUAUCUUGUUUUGUUCAAAGCUGAUAGCUGGAGGAGUGGGAGAAAAUAUAUCCGAGGAUACGAAAACAUACCUGAACUUGAAAGGUAAAGGCAAUCACAAAGUCUUUGUUGUAGUUUUAUGUAAAAUAAUGUUUAUGCCAGUAAAUUGCAUAUGGCAGUGACCAACUCGAAAGCCUAAGCUCCUUUGGUCACUGUGCACAUAUUACCUUUCACCAUCUAUGUAACAUUUUUUUUCUUUUUUUUCUUUUUUGUACUGUAUUACUCAUAUAUGAAGCUAACCUCGCAUCAGGGAUGGGUGUUUAUGGACUUAAAUGAUACAUGAUUUUUGAAAACAAACAGUAAAACAUUUGCUUAAUCUUUCAUGUGCAGUUACUCAUUCUUUUUUCAUGUUUUGAAUUUUUUCUUUCUAGUGCCCCUGAGGAAGUUAAAAGAGUGUUUAGUCUGCAAAAUGCAAACCAGGUAGAGUUGACUCCGGAUAACUCAAACCCUCGCUAACUUGAACCUCGUGCUAGCUCAAACCAAAAUCUAUUUCCCCUGGAUUUCCGUCACAAAUUUGCUGUAAUUUUACCCCUUGGUAACUAGAACCCUCAAUAACUCGAACCCCCCGCUAACUCAAAGUAGUUUUUGUUUCCCCUCAGAUCAUUUCUAUAUAAUUUUACCCACGAUAACUCGAAGAAUGUUUUGUUAUACCUUUAAAAAGUGGAGGGAAAAAAACAAUGUACUGGCGUCUGAAACUGAAUUUUGAAAUUCCCAUUGACGUGUUGUAGGCAUAUAGUUUAGUACUGGAGGAUGAUGUUGUUUGUCACAAAUCUAACGUGAAACAACUUUAUCAGACUCAAAAAUAGUAAAACGCAUGCUCUACAAGUUAGACUUAAAUGUGUUGUUACAUUACGUUCUGAUUUAUAAUCAAGGAGUAUCUUUUAAUUUUCACUUGACAUUUCUACGAUUAAAUGAGAUUAAAAUGUUCACUGUGCAGUAAAAACUGUUCUUUUCCCUACUCCUGGCUAUUUUCUUUGAGCUUUCGACAACUCGAACUGUUUUCCAUUUCCCUUGAAGGUUCAAGUUACUGGAAGUCGACUGUAAUAUUAAUUAUAACAUGAAAGUUAUUGUUUUUUUUUUGACUGAAUCUGUGUUAUCAUCUGAAAUAUUUGUUUCUGAAGUGUUAUUUCCUCAAUGUACUGAAAGUUAAGAAUAGGAAAUCGCUUUUAUUGCAAUCCAACCUUAGCUGUUUUGCCGACUUAUACCUCCGAUCAGAAUCACAAAACAAUGUUUUUUUUUUCACCUGUGAGAAAAAUGAUCUGUCCAAUUAAAAGCCAUUCGUGAGUUUCAUGCCAAAAUUCCUUAUGGCAUUAAUAUACUUGUUUUUGUAUCAUAAAUCCCACUCGUUUGUUGCACCAACCUGUUCAAUUUCUGACACAUCAGCAACUCAUGCAUAAAUACUGUAGGUGCACACUUUCCAAUAUUUGUUCAUUUUCUUCAAAUAUUACAAUCUCCAGUAUUAAAGAUUUAAUCCUGCUUUAAUGCGUACUUUUCUUUCAUUCCUUCAGUUUGAACAUCGGAAAGUUGCCAUUGAAAAAGCAAGAGAACAAUACACUGAUGAUGCAGAGAGGAAAAGUAAGUUCUUCUGAUGCUGUUUGGCUAAUGUACCACUGUAGAGACCAGUUGCUUAUGUACUGUUGCACAGAGCACGAGCAAGAAAUAAUUAUGGGAGAGAAAUAAGAGGAAGAUUCCUUUUUCUCCCAUCCCAUCACUCCUUGAUCCCCCCUCUCAGCCCCCAACCCCCCACUGCUCAAAUAUGAGGCAGCUUAACAAGUGGGUUCUUAUUAUAAAUUGUUAUUUUUUUCAUUUAUUACAAUUUUGAAUAAUUGCCUCUCCAUGUUACCUCUUUCUCAUCAGUUGCAGAAUUGUCACUGAAAAUUGAAGCAGUGAAAAAGCAUAACAAUACAGGGAGGAAUUCAAAAAAGGUAGCUUUGUAUCAGACCGUGUUGGAAGUUAGAGUUAAGUUGAAUACGACAGGGGUGGGCUUGAUUUUCAACACUCUCUCAGGUCUGGUUUUGUUUCUCCCCGAGAAGAGAACUUUUCGGGGGAGAAGCGUCGGCUCAUUUCCCGAGCGGUGGUUGGUAAUCGAGCUUAACAGAGGGGAAGCUAGGAUUUAAUUUUCUUGAAAAGGAAGCUGACUAAUUGCUUGUUAUUAGGAAUUAGACAGCUUCCUUGUGGAUGUGUUAAGAAGGAAUCCAUCACGAAACUGAGUAAUUUUAAUUUUCAGUGGACAAAAACCUUGUACCAGUAUAAUUUAAACAAUAUCGCAUUCUUUUUUACAUUUUUCAAGAGUUACAAAUGUAAUAAGUUAUCUGUAAUAACACCAAAGAAAAUUUCUUAUGAUAGGGCGAGAAAAUAAAUGUCAAAUUUCACAAAAUGACACCUUACACAUGUUAUACUACUACAUGAAAAAUUUCUGCAGUUUGAUUGGCUUAGAGCAGUGGUAUUUCAGCUUAAUUUGAAAUACCUACAUGUGAAAAUUGCAAACCUUUUGUGGGUAGUAGUAUAAACAAAUAAUAGCAUGAUUUGUACGUAAUAUUUGGCAUAAAUACCACUUGUGAUAUUUCAAAAUUGUCUCAAAUUUCACUCGCCAAACGGCGCGUGAAAUUUCGUAUAACAAUUUUGAAAUAUCACACAUGGUAUUUAUGCCAAAUAUCACUACAAAUCAUGCCAUUACCUAUACAAAUUUUCAGAAUUUUGCCUGUGUUUUCACAAUUCUUCUGAAAUUUGACAUUUAUUUUCUCGAGUUCCCAUGAGAAAUAGUCUUUGGUGUUAUUACAGGUAACUAAUUAUAUCUGCAGCCCUUGAAAAAAUAUAAAAAGGAAUGCGAUAUUGUUUUAAUUAUUCUGGUACAAGGGUUUUGUCCACUGAAAAUUAAAAAUUACUCAAUUUCCUGAUGGAUUCCAUCGUAAGUCUUUGUAAACGCAUUUCUGUAACAGUCCACAGUAUGUUAAUGAUAUAUGAAAUAAAUCAUAUAUGAACUGCGGAAAUGAAAUGAAAAUGAAGAAAUGAUCGUCGCAGUGAACGCAAUUUAUGCAAUUGCAUAAAGAAGCCUGAAAAAAAAAUUCAGGACUUCAACGGGGUUUGAACCCGUGACCUCGCAAUACUAGUGCUAUGCUGCACCAACUGAGUUAUGAAGCCACUGACAUUGGGAGCAGGUCAAUAAUUGUGGGUCACGUCAAUUGACCUGCUCCCAACGUCAGUGGCUUCAUAGCUCAGUUGGUAGAGCAUCGCACCGGUAUCGUGAGGUCACGGGUUCAAACCCCGUUGAGGUCCUGAAUUUUUUUCAGGCUUUUUUAUGCAAUUGCAUGAAUUGCGUUCACUGCGACGAUCAUUUCUUCAUUUUCAGUCCACAGUAUAUUAGUAUAUUUGUAGUCUAAGAGAACAGAUCAUAAGUAACCGUCACUCCUGCAAAUAUCCACUGUUUCACUGUUCAUCAGCAGGAUGCCUAAAAUGCCUGCAACACUUCCCCUACAAUAAUAUUAAUUACAAUUAAAAUUAUUGGUUAACUUUCCCCUUCAAUAAAUCUUAUACCGAUUGACGAUGGGAGGAGCCACGCAAAAUUUGAGCGCCAUUACUGGCAGGACAUGUUAAUAAGGAGUAAGGGUGGCACAGUGGUAAGAGCACAGGCCUCCCACCAAUGUAGCGCGGGUUCAAACCCCGGCAUCAACGUCGUAUGUGGGUUGAGUUUGCUGUUAGUUCUCUCCGUACUUUGGUUUCAGUUCCCCUCUCUUCGGAAACCACUUCCAAAAUCAAAUUUGAUCUGGAACGCAGGACACCUUUAUAUAAGAACUCUUAAGUGUUUGGUGAGUGGACGAGUUUCAACUAGCAAAUUUUUUUGCAAUUAAUCCGAGGCUGUCUUGUGUACAUAACAUGUAGGCAUUCUGAGCAUGCUCGCGAUACAUUACAUUACAUCUAUACAUUACAGCCUCGCUGAUUAUUAUUUUUAUUCUUUUAUCCUCGCUUCUUUUUCAGGAUAAACACAAUAAAGUAUUUCUUAACUGGUUAAUAAGUCAACGAAAAAAGAAACUAGGCCAUCUCAAGAACGGUCGGUUUGAGCGUUACCUGGUGUUAUCAAAAGAACUCGACCUUCGUCUUCUGGAGAGCCCGCAUACAAAAUGGAACAAAUACAAGUUCAGAAAGUUCAAAAUAGGCGUUGAAAUCAAAGAGAAAAAGAGAUUCCCUAAGUGACUAAGACUUUAAUAAAACCUACAAGUUUUGGUAAAAUGUUUGUGCUGGUACAGAUUUCUUUGUCCAUAGAGUACGCAGCUGGAUAAGGGUGGAUUUUCUCUUAAUUUUUACGCACGUACGCACGUAAAUUUUACGCGCCUAAAUACAAUAGAGGCAAUGCAUGGAAGGUCGCGCGUGCACGAAAAUGUUGAACCUCGCUCAACUUUUACGCGCUUACUUUCACACAUUGCUUCUGUUUUAUUUACGCGCGUAGAUUUUACGUGCGUACGCACGUAAAAAUUACGAGACAGUGGACAUCCACCGUAAUACAGGGCCAAUUUUUAAAGUUGGGGCGGCUCGGUGGCUCGACACACCUGACUGACGAGCCGCCGAGCCGCUAAAAUGUACAGUUGUUUCGAGAAAGGUUGACGGGAGAAAUGUGCACGCGACAAUCCCGAAAGGUAAUAUGG